AUAGCACUCGCUUGGAGCGGUCUAUUCAAGUUGUUCAGUGAUUGCCUUAUAGUAGCACGUUCGCCUCUCUCUCUCUCUCUCUGCGUCUGCCAUCGCUCGUUCGUAACCAACGAAACUUCCAGAUCGAGCACUGCAACCCAGCUGCACGAGGAAGGCACGCGUGAAUAAAACCAGCAAAAACUCCUCCGCCCUGAGGCACAGUUCGUCCGUGUGCUAAUCCAAACGCGCUCAACAAAGAAACUCGGCGAUAAUCGCUAAGCGAAACGUUACUUUUCUUCACUUGUGUCUAUUUUGUUUAUCGUAUGUCCAUCCAGAAUCUUAAUACAUUUGACCCAUUUGCUGAUGCAAUAAAGGGUGCAGACUACGAUGUGCAGGACGGUCUCGUGCACAUAAGAAUUCAGCAGAGAAAUGGUCGCAAAACGCUAACCACUGUCCAGGGAUUGUCGGCCGAGUACGACCUGAAGAAGAUCGUGCGAGCAUGUAAGAAGGAAUUCGCAUGCAAUGGCACAGUAAUUGAGCAUCCUGAGUACGGCGAGGUGCUACAGCUGCAGGGUGACCAGCGGGAGAACAUUUGCCAGUGGCUAACGAAGUCCGGUCUCGCAAAACCGGACCAGCUGAAGGUGCACGGUUUUUAAGUUCACGAAUCCCCGGUUGCCGUCAAUCACGCUCCGUUCGUGUGCGUGUGUGACCGUGUGAAGAGCGUGAAACAAUACAGUAGGAGUAAAAGAGGAAUAGGGCAAACAGUAAGAGGAAUAGUAGGGAACACAGAAAGAAUAGGUACUGAACGUCAACCAAACACCCAGCUAACUCUUUCUUUUCUGCAAAGCAUAACCACACUCCGGUACUGCGCUCUGACGACGCUACUUGCCUAUUGCUUCACAUCGACAUCCGUGGCACACCGCGUACCGCUGAAUGAAUGUAAAUUCUCUCGCAUCAGAUUCUCAUCACCUUUCCCUUUCCACACAUGUCUAUUUAUCGGUUCUAAAUUACAAUCUGCAUUGUCCGUGAUUCAUCGAUCGAUCCUUAGCACACAUUAACAACGCACCAAGCUCUGUCACUUGUCGUCGCUGUCCAAUUUCGUGAUUAGGGGUAGCCGCGUAAAGAUAACUGCUCAUCGUUCGUCUGGAUUGUUUUCCACUUCCAAUGAGAAUUUCCAUUGGAAGAGUAGGGUAUUCCCAGGUGCAACGAUACAAUCAGUCGCGAAGUGGACAAGCUGCGGUUAAUAGUAUCGCAGUUCCUUCGUGCAGCAGUAGCCAGUUGUGUACCGUGUCGGUGUGUGCCGCGCAGCGGCUUGCAUCGAUGGGUAUUGAAUCACUGUCUCUGCUGUAAACCUGGAAUCAUGGGAAUUUAGUACAGGAAUAGAGUGCGUGCGUGCGUACGUGCAUUCGUGCGCACGUACGUGACCGAGUGAGCGAGCGAGCAAGAGAGAGAGAGAGAGAGAGGUGCAUGUGUGUGUGUGUGUUUGUGCCGCGCGGUUGAAGAAAUGCAGUUUAGCGGCCAACAUUAAAGAACAUCAUCAUCAGGGGCAAACUAUUGAACGAAACAACCAGACGGUAAUGAUGUGCGCAUCCUUGACAUCAGCGCAGCAGUAACAACAGCCAGCAUCAGCCUUUUAUUUCGAGAAGGGAAAUCACUGUCUCUUGAAGAGUUUGUCGCGUUAUACACUUUUGUCAUCUUAGAUCGAAAUAAUAAUGUAAAACAAGCAACAACAACAACAAAAAAACAUAGCCAAAAUCAGAAAAAUAACUAUGCUGUUUUAAAUUGAAUUUAUGUCUUUUGUACAU
Messenger RNA from Anopheles moucheti, 1784 nucleotides. RefSeq names its product eukaryotic translation initiation factor eIF1 (gene eIF1). Gene Ontology annotation, biological process: translational initiation. Bases 303 to 635 code for a protein of 110 amino acids. Gene Ontology annotation, cellular component: eukaryotic 43S preinitiation complex. The record is from RefSeq and is a predicted model, not a curated record. Lineage: Eukaryota; Metazoa; Arthropoda; Insecta; Diptera; Culicidae. The transcript is spliced from 3 exons. Gene Ontology annotation, molecular function: translation initiation factor activity; ribosomal small subunit binding; RNA binding.